Molecule: messenger RNA, 1763 nt
Organism: Salvia hispanica
Lineage: Eukaryota; Viridiplantae; Streptophyta; Magnoliopsida; Lamiales; Lamiaceae
Source: RefSeq, a predicted model, not a curated record
GCCAAACUUGCUGAUCAACUUUGCAGUAAAACAUAAGAAUCUCUCUGCGGGUUUUUCACCAACAAUUUGCGCGGGCAUUCUCUCUCACCACAAAUGGAGGUAAAUUCAGUGCAGGACAUACUGAAUUUGCUUAUUUCUUCUGCAUUCCGGAGAUGCCGCAUGUUAGACGAUCUAUGCAGAUUAUCGGUGUCGAUUAAACCCACGCGAUCUUCAGUUCUAAUUUCAGUUUCUGAUACAGGCACUGGGAACAUUUUGGAGGAAUUUAGUCAAUUUGAAUACAAAAACAACACUGUUUUGUCUGGUAAAUGGGAUGGGCUUCUUUCUGUAAUGACCACAAGGAGCUCUGACAAAGAAAUACAUCACUUAAAAUUUGACUUAAAAGAAGUUGUUGCCUCAAGAAGACUGGUGAGACUGCCAUCAGUAACAAAGAGUGGUGCAAAAUUCAGGCAAUCUGUUUUUACCUCUUUCGCGUGUCUAAUGUAUUGUCUACCAUGCAAACAUAUUUACUUUUGGUUUAAUUUUCAGUGGAACUGGUACAUACCUCCUCAUAUAUGCUGUUCAAGUGGAGUCUUACUGAAUUACUUAUUGCUCAUAGUCAGCUCACUCCAUUAUGUUUGUAUGCAGAUUCUUCUUCUAAAAGCAUUUAAGAUUGCUAUUGAACUGAUAGUUGAAUCUGGUGGUGGUGCAAAAUCAUAUCUUCUGCAAAAUGCAUGCAGCAUCCAAGCUACGAAUGAUGUGAAUAGUUACAACCUGACGUUGGGACUAGAAGAAUAUGUUUCCAAGCAUGGGAACAAACUUUCCGAAGCUUGUCACUCUUGCUUCUCAACUGGGAAGAAUCUCAAAGUUGGUUCUGGGGUAGCUUGUAGCAGAGAAAACCACCAAAACUCAGGCCAGGUGAUGGAAGUUGUAAUCAUCAUCAGCAAUGUAUCAAUGUUGGACCAGCCUUCCUGCUCCAGAUUCUAUGGCCGUAGAACAGAGGUCUUGUACUUCAAAGAUUUCUCACCCUGCUCAAUGCCACAAUCAUCUCUUGAAGCAUUGAACAGCAUUGACUGGAAAAAUUAUGGAUUAGUUCUAAAAAGUGUUGGAGAUCAAGAUGGCAUCACAAUAUUAGAGUGGGAAAAUUUACCCCCGUGCUCGCACAUUGAUAUUGCACUCCACAUAUAUGAUAAACAAUUGCCUUGCUCGCACAGUAACAGAACUGAUAGGUACCUUACCAGGAAAGCUCUCAAGCUUGCAUUGUCUGACCUGAAGAAGAGGAAUGCAGGAACAUUACUCAGUGAGCGUGCUGUCAAGAUAUGCAAUUAUGCACCCGAUCUUGCCAAAACAAUUUCAGGCUUGAUCAUGUCUUCGCUAGACUUGAACUUCAAAAGAGAAUGUUUUUCUCUACUUGGGCUGCCAACUCCGGAACAUGAAAAGGAUAUUGUUGAGAACUGCAUCAAAGAUAAGAUUGUUUCUGUCAUAGCAACAAAUGACAAUGGUAGGCGGGGAACCAAGGAAGCUCCGGCACUUUUCGAGCAGGGCCCCGAGAAGGCAUACGAAGGUGUAGGCGAGUAUUUUGAUACAUAGUGGCAUCCUACUUACGCAACCACAUUUAUAGAAUAUAUUGUUUAUGUUCAAAAGAGAAGCCUAUGUUGUUGAGACAAUUAGUACGACGACGAGAUUUUAAGGCCCGCAUUUAAGUUUUGGACUCUUGAGUAGUUAAACUAGAUAUUGGAAUAUGACAUAAUUUAAGUGAGUAAGAGCAAAGUUCUAUUUUUGGCACA